ACGCCCUAUUUUCCACUGCACAACCACAUCAGCUGUGCAAUCGCAGCCUCCAGCCCCUCUAAUCAUGAAAGAUUUCGGCGUAAUCGAGCUGGCAAGCGCCAAAACGAAAUCCGCUCCAGGAUGGGCCUACGUACCCGACAAUAGGCCCAGCAUCCCUGGUGCCGGUGGCAACCAGAACAAGAAGCGCUCACGCAACCCGCCUGGUGGCGCGCUGUCCAUGAACGAUCUCACGGCGCGACAAGAAACAAGAAUUCGCAAGGAGCUCGAUGUGCUGGAUAAAGACGGAGGCAGAGACAGCUCCAUCCCAAUCCCCAUCAAGACCUCGCGACCACAAGUCAAGCAUACGGCGAAUGUCCGAAAAAUCCUUACGUCUCAGAAGAACUUUGCCAACCAUCUCGACGACUUCCUUGCCCUGCAGGCCCUCGAAGCGAACAACGCGGCGGCCGCAGCAGCGAGCAAGCGCGCGGCGACAGCGAAGAAGGACGGACCGACGCCUGUGCCUGUGGAGAAGACAUAUGAUCUUUUGGUAGAACCGUUUCUUCCCCAACCUGUUGCUCAUCCGGGUGAUAAGGAGGCACUGCUGCGCUCGCGCGUACCGCCGUUGCCGACGGAUGCAGAGCUGCGAGCGCUGCUGGCUCAACCGGCGCUGACCUAUGGCGAGGCCAAGGGGCGCUAUGAUGAGUAUGGCGAAGGAUCGUACCCUCGACGAGUGUUUUGCGAGGUCUGUGGAUACUGGGGACGAGUACGGUGUAUGAAGUGUGGUACAAGGGUGUGCGCGUUGCAGUGCUUGGAUCUGCAUAGGGAGGAGUGCGUGACGAGAUAUGGAUUGUAAGAUUAUGCUGGGAGGAUUGCAUAUAUUAGGCGUUCUUCUUGUUUUAUUGUAUAACGAUUAUGAUACCCAUUGGGCAAACGAGUUUAGGAGUUUCAAUCGCUAAGGCCGAACGAAGAUAGAUUCAAGAUGUGGUUGUUACUGAUUGAUCGAAACAUGUGAUGCU
Messenger RNA from [Torrubiella] hemipterigena, 995 nucleotides. NCBI's taxonomy places the organism in Eukaryota, Fungi, Ascomycota, Sordariomycetes, Hypocreales, Clavicipitaceae. The record is from the annotation of a GenBank genome assembly.